CCAACACCUGCAGACUAUCAAUUGACUUCAAGCAUUAAAGAAAUUCAAACAACAAUGUUGUGCACGGGAGGAAGAUCUACCAUAUUUAUAUUGACAUCUUUUUUAGCGAUCACCGUUAACAUUUCGCAUGUUUGGUCAGGAAGUAUCGGCUCCACAAUGCCGCUUCGUCUAUCUGAAAUCGUUAAGAGUCUUCUGAAUAAUAUUGAGAAAGAUGGCCAUUGGAAUGAAAACAUUGCUUCGGGAUUGCUGUUUGCGGAGUUCUUAGUGAAACAAAAAAUGCAACAACAAAAGACUACUGUUUUGGAUACAGGCCUUGGCAGUUUAUACCUGGAUAUUCUUGAAAAAAUUAGUUCCAUACGGUCGGGAGUUAUUCAGAGUUUUGGCGUUCACAAUUUGCAGUCAUUAUUUCAAGAUAAUCUAAUGAUAACAAGUUUCGAAAUGAGAACGAAUCAAAUCGAUAAAAACAUAGAAUUCAAAUCGAUGGUACGGAACUACUCAUCAACGCCUGGAACAGGCUUUCCAAGUAAUACAUUCACAGGUAUUUGUUUGCUGCACAUGCAAGGUUUGGAAUUAUGCGAUAAGCUGCGCCGCAACUGCCUUCCCGAAAUCAAAAUUAGCCCACCGACAUAUGGUUACCGGCGCACAUAUCAAGCUCUGCUUUUAUAUUUUCUAAUGCAUCAUACCUGUGCGCGUUUUUAUGGGAACCGUCUGUCCUUUGAAAUAAUCGCCACUGAACACUGUUCGCAGGUAUAUCGUGAACAUCAAAUAAUCGCUGCCCUCGGUCCCAGACGUUGGUAUGAACUAUAUGUGGAACAGAGUUCUAUUUGUGGACUUUUUGGUUUCGAAGAGUUUCUAGACUACACUGAAUUGACGCGGAUUAUAGAUUUGGAAAGUACUUCGGCAUGCAACUGCAUAAAAUCGCUUUAUGUAGCCGAGCCUACACCGGAUCUUUGCCGUUGUACAGAUCGAAAGCACAGCAAUUUGUUGAUUCUCUUUACUAACGCCAUGCUUUUCCUAAUUUAAGACAUAAUUUUAAUAUUAGCAGCUUAGCAGUUUAGCUAAAACAAUUGUUUGCACUCGUAUAUAUGUAUGUAGAUACGAGUAUGUAUAUAAGAAAAUAUGUAAAACUCUAGUCUUCCUCUUGAACAAACAAUAAAUGCUGGAAAUAUGA
This is a messenger RNA of Ceratitis capitata (Mediterranean fruit fly), 1171 nucleotides long. RefSeq lists its product as uncharacterized. Bases 55 to 1023 code for a protein of 322 amino acids. NCBI's taxonomy places the organism in Eukaryota, Metazoa, Arthropoda, Insecta, Diptera, Tephritidae. The transcript is spliced from 5 exons. The record is from RefSeq and is a predicted model, not a curated record.